CCCGAAUUUACCUGGACGUGUUAGCGGCUCGGAAGGCGUGGUCUAAACGCGACAGGGGGAGGCUGCGCACGGGUUGCACGUGCCAGUUUUCUGAGCCUCAGUUUCUCACUCGCUUGCCGCCAACGCCGGUGAACUACAAACGGCAACAUGCUAGCCGCCCUUUUGUUUCUCACCGCCCCCUACGCGGCUGCCGAGAUCAUCAAUCUCGAUAAAGGUAGCCAGGGGAGCUGCUACGAUGGGACGACGCAUGUGGUGCGUCGCGCCCCCCAAACACGGGUUGUUUGUUUAUCCGUCCCCACCCCAUAGGUAACGUGCUUCAUCGACAACGUGACGUGCGCGGCGAUGGGUAAUACGCCGUACGAAGCGGGGUUCAUUUCCAACUACGGCGGCUGCUGCCAUUGUAAUUCGAACUGCGACCACACUAAGGAGACAGGCACGGACUGCAGCUACUACGACACAAGCUCCGGAAGCUGCUAUGACGGAUCGACGCACGCUAUCACGUGCGACGUGACGCAAUCGACGUGCGAGGCCACCACCGGCAACGUGUGGUACGCUGCGGGUACUGUGGGAAGUAACGGUUGCUGCCACUGUGGCGAGCUGUGCGGAAAUCAACAGUGAGUCAGGGUAUCCUGAGGACUAUUGCGAGACACACCUUCGUCAACCUCAAUGCCAUCGAGCAGACUCAGUCUCGGGGACAGCGUCGCGUUGAUGGUUUGGCACCUCCACGCCAUAAAUUUGACACAGUUGUGGGAUAACAUCACGUCGAAUGCGCGGGGCGCCUGAAAUUAUAAUUCACACAGGUGACGAGACCUGCGACCACUCGCAAGAGACUGGGACGAACUGCCAGGCCUCGUACUACGACGAGUCCCAGAGCGACGGCUCGUGCUACGACGGAACGACGCACGUGGUCACGUGUGAUGUCGGACACGCAGACUGUGAAGCCCUGGGUCACGCCUGGUACGCCCCGGGCUACAUGUCCGGUUACUCGGGCUGCUGCCACUGCGAAGAAUCUUGCAACCACGAUCUCGAGACGCCGGCUGAUGGUGUUGACUGCUCCACAAGGUACUACGACGUAUCACCCUCGCCGACCCGCGGUCCGACCGCCGCCAAGACUGUAGCGGCCGACGCUGCCGCUGCAACUACCGUGGGCAUCCUCGCUGCCGCCGCAGCUGGCGCCGCGGCGCUCCUCUAAGCGACACCAGAAUGUGGCCUCCAAGCCUGGACGGAAGGCCACAUGAAAAUUCACGCCCCCCCUGAUCAGCUCGCCUCUUGCAGGCUGGAGUAGGACCGCCGACCCCAGCGCGCGGGUCCUCCUUGAGCUCCCUUGCUAAGUCCCCAC
Pelagomonas calceolata is the source of this 1339-nucleotide messenger RNA. Lineage: Eukaryota; Pelagophyceae; Pelagomonadales; Pelagomonadaceae. The record is from the annotation of a GenBank genome assembly.